GUCUUCUGUUAUUGUUGCUGCUGCUGCUGCUGCUGCUGGUAUCGUUGGGUGCAGUAUCAAGUGCCGGAAACAUAAACACGUUAUCGGGGAAAAAAUGGUGUGUCCUGAGGAAUCAUUCGCGGGGCAUGUCGUGUUAGAGCUCACCCGAUUGCAGAACCAACUCAAAGAAAAGGGAAGGGAGUUAGGUUCUGCACAGGCUGAAAUCAAAGCUUUGAGAGCAACUGAAGCAUUGAAGGAUAAGGCCAUACAAGAACUCCAGAGUGAAGUUCAAAAGUUGGAUGAGAAACAUAGGGUCACUGAGAAUGUCCUUGAAUAUAAGAACCUCGAAAUCAAGAGGCUGACGAAUGAGAAGAAAGAUGCAUUGGCUGCUCAGUUUGCUGCUGAAGCAACUCUCAGAAGAGUGCAUUCAAAUCAAAAGGAUGAUGAUGGUGUUUCUAUCGAAUCCGUCAUUGCUCCUCUCGAGGCGGAGAUUAAAAUGUACAAGAACGAGAUCGCGGCACUGCAGGAAGAUAAGAGGGCAUUAGAACAUCUCACUAAGUCGAAAGAGUCCGCCUUGCUCGAAGCAGGGCGGAUUUUGAGAAGUGCUUUAGAAAGGGCUUUGAUAGUUGAGGAAGUUCAAAAUCAGAACUUUGAGUUAAGGAGACAGAUUGAGAUAUGUCAGGAGGAGAACAAGAUCCUUGAGAAAACCAAUCGCCAGAAGGUGUUAGAGGUCGAAAAGCUAACCCAAACGAUUAAGGAACUCGAGGAGGCGAUUUUGGCUGGUGGGGUUGCUGCUAAUUCUAUCCGUGACUAUCAGAGACAAAUUUCAGAACUUAAUGAAGAAAAGAGGACACUUGAGAGAGAGCUUGCAAGGGUUAAAGUCUCGGCAAACCGUGUGGCGGCCGUCGUGGCAAACGAGUGGAAGGAUGAGAAUGACAAAGUAAUGCCUGUCAAGCAAUGGCUGGAAGAUAGGAGGCUGUUGCAGGCGGAGAUGCAGAGAUUAAAGGACAAACUAGCAGUGUCGGAGAGAACAGAAAAGGCAGAAGCACAGCUUAAGGAGAAAUUCAAGCUAAGGCUCAAGAUAAUAGAAGAUGGCUUAAAACAUGUAUCAAGUUUGUCACCGAAACCAGCCAAGUCCAGCAAUAUCUUAGCUCUUUUAACAGGAAGCAGUGGACCAAGGAAGAGGUCUACCUCACAGCCACGGGGUUCCACCAUAAGUGGCUCUUCGCAUCAGCAGCCGAGUGUAGAAAUCGAAACAGCCAAUGCCAGAAUGAAACAAGGUGGUAGCUUGAAAUAUAGGGCUGCACCAGAAGAAAAUAUGGUAAGGAGAAAUUUGUGGGCGUCUAGGUGUAAGGUUGCUGAUGGUAGUGAAAAGCAAAAUGAAGAAAUGAAGGUAAACGCGGAUGCUAAUGUACGGAAAGACAGUGCCGCCGCCGAUAGUGGUGCCGAAGAUAUGGUUUCGGGGUAUUUGUACGACAGGCUUCAGAAAGAGGUGAUCAAUCUAAGGAAGUUUUGUGACGCUAAAGAUAGCAGUUUGAACGCUAAAGAUGAAGAGAUAAAGAUGCUGAUGAAGAAGGUCGAAGCAUUGUCAAGAGCCAUGGAAGUGGAGUCUAAACGAGUGAAGAAAGAAGCACUAAUCAAAGAAAAGAAGAAUGAAUCAGCCAAAAUGGAGGAUACCAGAAAGAUGAGAAACAUCAACAACUCUCCUAGAAGGGUAAGCCAGACAUCUUGAAGAGUGGCCAUGGAUGGUGGAAGUUGAAGAAGAAUUGGAAUUCAUUUGAUUCAUUGUCCAUGUCUUGGUUAUGAUUGUGAGUGUAAAUAUUGAAUUGAAAUGGGUUUUUCUUGCUAAUAAAAGCUAGUUAAAGAAAGACAAAGUUGAUUGUGGAUGAUGAGAAUGGGUUUGUAAUGGUUAAAAGAAGAA
Hibiscus syriacus is the source of this 1900-nucleotide messenger RNA. Its product is annotated as microtubule-associated protein 70-5-like. NCBI's taxonomy places the organism in Eukaryota, Viridiplantae, Streptophyta, Magnoliopsida, Malvales, Malvaceae. Bases 95 to 1711 code for a protein of 538 amino acids. The transcript has 9 exons. Gene Ontology annotation, molecular function: microtubule binding. Gene Ontology annotation, biological process: cytoskeleton organization. The record is from RefSeq and is a predicted model, not a curated record.